AUGGGAAUCGAGAGUCUAGAGACCCAAGACAGGUCGUUGAUUUUGCAAGUGCAGGACAUUUUCAAGAAAGAGGUGGAGCUUGCAGCUGUGUCAGAAGAUGUAGCAAAGCUAGCUCCCAAAGCCCACGAUCGUUUUGAAUCCUGUGUCCCCAUUGACUCUUCAUCCAACAUGCUGGAUGUGACGGUACAACGAACCGAUCUCAAUCAAUCAAGUGGAUUGGGUUCUGAUGCGAUGACAUGCAACGAUGACACCGACGUUGCCCUCUUUUGGCCGAAGGACACUGCACCCUUUUAUGAGGUACAGUGUUGCCCUGCGAAGGAGAAGUUCUGCGCUGGAUGUGCCAAAAUGAAUUCAGGCGUUGGAUUUGGGGGCAACAUGAGCAAAGAGUAA
This is a messenger RNA of Cladocopium goreaui, 390 nucleotides long. The record is from the annotation of a GenBank genome assembly. Lineage: Eukaryota; Dinophyceae; Suessiales; Symbiodiniaceae.